Molecule: messenger RNA, 1626 nt
Organism: Anopheles merus
Lineage: Eukaryota; Metazoa; Arthropoda; Insecta; Diptera; Culicidae
Product: carboxypeptidase Q-like
Exons: 3
Coding region: 103-1548 (481 amino acids)
Biological process (GO): peptide catabolic process; proteolysis
Molecular function (GO): metallodipeptidase activity
Source: RefSeq, a predicted model, not a curated record
UACAAUCACCUUUCUACGUCUAUUUGGCAACUGUACUCCCCGCCAGAAAGGGCAGUGAAGUAGGUCAAUCGUUCAGACGCACUCGCUCAUUCGUUAACCAUCAUGCUUCGAGAGCGGUUGGCAUUUUUCGGCGCGCUUUGCGCAAUACUCGUCUCAAUCAAUCUCGUAACAGCAGAUUCGAACGAAUGUGAACUUCCUCCUGGACUUCGGGAAGAAAUCGCACAAUAUCAACCGGUAGUGGAUUCGAUCUUCCAGCACAUCGUUUCUGGUGAGUAUGCGGGCAAGACUUGGCAGAGUUUGCUGGAGUUUACGGAUCGGUUUGGACCACGGCUCACUGGAUCGAAGCAACUGGAGGAUGCGAUCGACUUCGCAGUGCAAGAAAUGAUCGCUGAAGGACUCGACAAUGUUCAUACCGAGGAAGCCAUCGUAUCACACUGGCAACGCGGCCGUGAAUGGGCAGAGCUGGUAGAACCAUUCCAGAAGAAUUUACCCAUGCUGGGACUUGGAAAAUCGGUUGGAACUGCACCAGAAGGCAUCCGCGCAGAAGUGAUCGCGGUGGAAUCGUUUGAAGAGUUUGAAAACUUCACCGCAGACCAAGUGGAGGGAAAAAUUGUAGUUUUUGUUCCCGCAUGGGCAGGGUACGGUGCAACGGUUCAAUAUCGAUCUGAAUCAGCAUCAGUAGCAGCAAAGAAAGGCGCUGCAGCCGUGCUGGUACGAUCAAUGGCUCCUUUCUCUAUUGGAACGCCUCACACUGGAACGCUUUCAUAUGAUCCAGAAGUGCGCCGUAUUCCUGCUGCAGCUAUAACGGUGGAAGAUGCCAUGUUGCUCUUGCGCAAGUACCGAAGAGGAGAUAAGAUGGUAAUUCAUCUGAAAAUGGAUGCCAUGAAUCUCGAUCCAACGAUAUCGCGAAACACGAUUGGCGAGCUAGAGGGCCAUACCUUCAAGAACACCUCCGUAGUGGUCGUAUCCGGUCACAUGGACAGCUGGGACGUUGGGACUGGCGCGAUGGACGAUGCUGGUGGCGUGUUUAUUUCGUGGAAAGCCGUGACAUUCCUGAAAGCGAUGGGACUAAGGCCACGGCGCACUAUUCGAGCCAUUUAUUGGACGGCGGAAGAGACAGGGUUAGAAGGUGCCGAUGAGUAUGAGAAACAGCAUUCCGAGGAUGAGAAGGACGAGUUUAACGUGUUCUUCGAGUCAGAUUCUGGAACAUUUAAACCCACUGGUCUGGAUUUCUCCGGCAACAGUGAUGCCCAGUGUAUUUUUGCUGAAAUUGCUAAAUUGAUGCCUGGCUUCAACGAUUUCACAUAUACCGAAGGAACUGUUGGAUCAGAUAUUGGAAACUGGGAAAGAAGAGGGUUUCCAGGUGUUUCCUUGCGAAAUAAAAACGAAAAUUACUUUUGGUACCAUCACUCUGAGGGCGAUACGAUGGAGUUGGAGGAUCCUGAUGAUUUGGAUAGAAGUACUGCGUUGUGGGCUGCUACUGCGUAUGUGAUUGCCGACUUAAGCAUCGAUAUUCCAAAAGAUGUAACGGAUUACAAACCAAAAUAACGACAUAAUUUAAAACAAACAGAAUGUCAUGCUUUUCAAUUACGAAGUGGACGAUUAAACAUAUACAUAUUUCAUAAA